Hibiscus syriacus is the source of this 798-nucleotide messenger RNA. Its product is annotated as protein PGR-like. Bases 1 to 798 code for a protein of 265 amino acids. The record is from RefSeq and is a predicted model, not a curated record. The transcript is spliced from 5 exons. NCBI's taxonomy places the organism in Eukaryota, Viridiplantae, Streptophyta, Magnoliopsida, Malvales, Malvaceae. Gene Ontology annotation, cellular component: membrane.
AUGGAGAGAAGUCUAAUCGAGCCAUUGAUCACUGUUUCAUACUCUUCCUUUAUCGCGGUUGGAUACUACCGAAUGAAGUAUCUUGAUUUGUCCGGAGCUCUCGCCCUAUUUCCCGUCUUGGUUAUUCACCUCGCUGCUGGAUACAGGUUCGGUGCAAUGUUGCUGGUAUUCCUCUUUACUUCGUCGAAGCUUUCCAGAUUUGGCUCUGCUUUUGAGGAAGGUGGACAUAGAAACUGGAUACAAGUUUUGUUCAAUGGUGGCGUUGCAGCAGUUCUGUGUGUGGCUAUUGGGAACCUGACUGGAUGGGAGGGCAAGUGCCUUGACUCAAAAGAGUCGACUCUUGUCACGUCAUUAAUAGGCGGUUUAAUAGGUCAUUACUCUUGCCUCAAUGGUGAUACUUGGUCCUCGGAGAUGGGGAUUCUCAGCAUUGCCCGGCCGAGGUUGAUCACCACUUUUAAGUAUGUUCGAAGGGGCACAAACGGAGGUGUGACGGAAAAAGGACUCCUAUCAGCAUUGUCUGCUGGGACUAUCAUCGGUUUAACAUUUCUUUUCGUCCAAAUUUUCACUACAAGCUGUUCAGAUGGAAAGGCUAUGAAGCAGCUGUUGGUUAUACCCCUUUCUGCCAUGGCCGGACUUUUUGGAAGUGUUAUAGAUUCUCUGCUGGGAGCAACCCUUCAAUUCAGUGGCUUCUGUGCCGUCCGAAAAAAGGUUGUUGGAAAACCUGGACCAACGGUAAGGAAGAUUUCUGGGCUCAACUAUCUUGAAACAACGCCGUCGACGUCGUCUCGAUACUACUGA